Messenger RNA from Symbiodinium sp. CCMP2592, 8214 nucleotides. Lineage: Eukaryota; Dinophyceae; Suessiales; Symbiodiniaceae. The record is from the annotation of a GenBank genome assembly.
AUGGCAGGCCUUGAACCUCAUUCGCUUGAAGAGGAGUAUCAGCCUUCCGAGUUUGCUCUGAGUGAGCCCAUCGACCGAGAGCCCGAGGACUCUUGGGAUGUGUGCAGUGUCCCGUCAGGAGUUUCUGUCACAAGCCGUGCAAAGGAAGCAGCUUCAUCUAGCCUUGGACUGAAGGGAGAGUCAGCGCCUACCACAACACCUCAACAGAGGGCGUUGGCCUUGGGAGCAUCUCUCUUGACGCUUGGUGAUCCGGUUCCUUCUUUCGCUUGGGAGUCUGGGUUUUGGGAAAGCUUCUUCAAUGACAAGCCCGCAGUAGACAGGAUGGUCCCAGCGCUCAAAUUUCAUAGACCAUCUUUCGCAGGUUCCAUAGAGGAGCCGACACCGCCACAGGCUGAGGUUCAGGCUUCUGUGAAGAGGCCUCGCAAAGAGGGCCCUUCCUCUUUCUUGGAAGUUGUCAAGAAUAGGAGAGUGAUCUCUUGGAGGGACAAGCGAGAGGCUGAGCAUCGUAGGGCGUUGUGCAAGUGGUCGUGCAUCUUCGACAAGCUUGAUUGUGAAUCCGACCCUGUCAUCAAAACCAUUGCCUCCUUGUCCGAAACGGAGAAGUUCAACACACUUGACGACUACAUGGCAAGAAAAGCCCCUAGUACCAUGACAAAAAGGGCCAAUUCGAUUUUGAAAAUCAUCAAGGUUGGUGAAGCCAAGGGGUUGAUGUUCCCGGUGAGUGAGCCUCAGCUUUACGAGCUUCUGCAAGAGGCAAAGACGGGCGGGGCCCUCCCGUCUCAACUAAGAGGGGUCAUGGAAGGGCUCCUCUUCGCUCGUCACGUGUUCAACAUCGAGGCCUUCAGUCAAAUUGCAAUUAGCAGGCGCUGCUGGGGGGUCGGGGCCUCUCGCCUUGCAAAGACUCCUUCGAAGGCAGCGCCCUUGAGAGUGAUCGACCUGGCAGCAUUGCAUCAGGUCCUCGAUUCGAGUUCCAACCCAUGGGACCGCCUUUUCGCCGGCUGUGCAUUGUUUUGCGUGUACUCACGAUCCCGAUGGAGCGAUGCACAGCACGUUGAUUCCUUCAAAUUCGACAAAGGUUCAGACAACCAGAAGGUGCACUACCUUGAGGCAGUCAUAGACAUCCAUAAGAAUAUGAAUCGGCGCGGGAGGAGCCCUGUGCCUCUCGAGCUCGUCGCGCCGGGUUUGGGGGUGUCUUCGGAAGGUUGGAUUGAGAAAUUCCUUGAUGCAAGAUCCGCCUUGGGCCUGUCCGCCGAACAUGCAUUCAUGCCUGCUCCCGAUGCCAGAGGAGUCCCCACCAUCAGGGCAUUGGAUUCUGAUGAGUGUGGAGAUUGGUUGCUUAGACUCCUUCCUGCCAGGGAGGGCCUGAAGACAACUUCGCACAGCCUUAAAAGGACCUUGCUCAGUUACUGCGCCAAAUGGGGAAUCAGCCAUGACGAUCGCUUGGCGAUGGGGGGUCAUAGCCACCCAGGACGCAUGAGUGACGAGUACGCAGAUGAUGCAAUGGCUAGGCCUCUGAGACUCAUUGAGAUGGCCGCCCACGAGCCUCCCCGCGCAGGAAGCUCUGCUGAGAGCAUGCCGCUCCUGAAGCAGUCACUUGUAGCAGAUGAAAUGCCGGUUGCUGAAGAGUCUGGAAGUGGGCGGUCAACAGACAGCUCAUCCUCGGACUCAUCCAGCUCAAACUCGAGUGCCAGUGUUCCUGAGCCCACAGUGCGGCCAGUUCGACUCCUGCCUCCGCCAGCGCCUGCUGAUGGCUGCAGGUUCGUCCAGCAUGCAAGGUUCAAGACGCUGCAUUUGCAGCGGUUGCGACAUGUCAACAUGACCUUGUGCGGCAGAAUCGUGAAACCUCCAAUCGGGGAACCUGGAAUUUUGAGAUAUGACACCCCGGUUUGUCGGGCGUGCAAGAAAGAGAAAAGCGCUUCCUCCGAGAGCGGAAAACAAGUUUGGAUGUCAUGCUGUAGAUUUGCCACACUUUGGAAGGAGCCGCGCGAGCUGUUUGAUCGGAUUUUCGCUUCACUGUUCCGCUGGAAACUUGAGGCUGACACUGAAAGCGUGCGGAUCUUCUGCCGAGAACAAGCUAUGGCCCUCGUGGAUUCGCACGCCUCCUUCCGGAGCAGAUGUGUGGAGAUAUGUGGGGGAGACGAGAUGUACCGGAAGCUUGCGGGGAAGGAGAUCAAAUCCUUCUCAGACCUGGCUUUUGCGUGCGGGACCCCGCAGGCCCCUCCGAGUGUCGAUGAGUUUCGGGCGUUCUCUGAGGACGUCUUGGGCCUAGGCGCCAGCUUGGGCGAGACUUCGAAGCUCACUCGCUUGCACUUCGAAGCGGCGACAUAUGUUGUUGCCCAGCUGAAGCAACAAGUAGCUCGUUACCGAGAACAGCGGAUACGGCUUUCAGGACUUGUGAUCCAGGGCGAGCUGCUUCCAUCGCACGCACUGGUGGACGCGGUGGCCCACAUGUCCGAGACCAACUGCUUGACCUGGUUGGCUCCUAGCAAAUGCACAAAACGUGAUCAAGAGUUGAAGGUUGGGCCCAAGGAGAAGUCCAGGGUCCUGACCGUGCUGGAUAACUCGGUGACCGUCACGGCCCAGCCAGACAAGCUCAUUGCAGAGCACAGUACGCCGCUUCAGCUGCAGUGGUGCAUGCAACGACGCGGCCUAGCCUUCGAUAUGAACCGCAUCAUCUCCUGGGAGACCCAUGAGAAAUGGGUUUGCUACCUGCUGCAGUGCUUGACUUCUGACUCCAUCCCAGGAUACAGUCCUGUAACGGUCGCCCAGGUCGUUAAAGCUGAUUCUGAGAUGUUCCUGUUGAUGUCCAAGGAGAUCAAGAAUGUCAAGGCAAGCGCAACAGGCGAGAUGGAGGCUGACACUCUGUUGGACCGCUUGAGAACGGAUCCACGGAUCACGAUGCACUUGCUCCCGCUACCAAAAGCCCUCAGCAGCCUCGCGACGGAUUCGGUCAUCGACGGAUCUCUUGAUGGGGAUAAGAACCCCAAGAAGAAGCCGCGCCGCGAGCGCCGCACAUCCGCGCUCACAGGGGCGGUGAAGGUGGACAACAUGCCCAAAGAACUCAAAGAUUGCAAGUUCUACACCGAUCAAUCAGGCCGUCGACUCUGCUGGACUCACAACACCGGGACUUGCAAUGCUGCGACAGAUGGAGGACACCCGCCAGCAUGCAAGCGCGGAGUGCAUGCCUGUAUGGGAUGCCGGAAAGCUGGCCAUGGAUGGUCGGCCUGUUGGUUUAACAAAACCAAUGGCAAGGGCAAAGGCGGGAAAGGAGGAGGAAAAGGAUCCGGGAAGGCCGACGGGAAGAUCGACAAAGAGAGUCGCUCUCCCAAGAGAGUCCGUGCUUCCGAUCAACUCUUGUUGAGCUCCGAAGUGAGUGAAGAGCCGGCUUUGCAGCAUCGUGAUUCUUCCGUGUGCUCGGCCCGUGCCUUCGCCGCAGAUCCUGCUCACACCAUUUCCGAGCCAGACCGUUUGAGUUUUUCCUUCACUCCGCUUGAGGUGUCAGACUUCGGCCAACACCCGGCUGAAGAAUUCGCAAGGAAUUGUCUUCAGCAAGGCUCAGGAGACUCUUCAUCCUGGGUGAAACUCGCGGAGCUCCUGCCCGACGAAGAAUCCACCCGUGAAACAGCGAAGGAUCCACUUGAGAAGUGUUUCAUAACGGGCGCUUACAACCAAGGAGGGAUCACCGGCGUGCGACGUCGCUGCCGAGAGUUCCCAGCCUGCACCCGUCUUCUGGUUGCCCUAGCUAGGCUUGCCUUUCCCGGUUUAAACUUUACAUCAGUUGGCCUUUUCCGGAACAUGCAGACUGCUCUGCACAAAGACGCCAACAACUUGCCGGGAUCUCGUAACGGGAUCUGUGCCCUUAGCUUCUUCGAAGGAGGUCAGUUGCGUCUUCACCGCCCCGAUGGGCCAGUGGACUUAUCACUCAGUGAGGGACCGCUUCAGUUUGACCCCUUUCUCGAGCACGAGACACUGCCGUGGUCUAAUGGGUUUAGGAUAGUUUUGGUUGCAUUCUCGGUCAACCGCCUCGAGCGACUUACGCCGGAACACCGGGCGAUGCUGACUGCGUUUGAUAUUCCGCUGCCGCUUUCUAAGGAACAGCUUGAGCCCGCAUCGCAGUUUUCUCAGGACCAAUCCAAGCCAAUCUCGCAGUGCCCUCAGGACGAUGGUGAGGCAGGCAUGUUCCUUGAAUUGUUCGCCGGCACUGCCCGCUUGAGUCAGGCAUUCACACGCUUGGGUUUCCAAGCCUUGGCUUUUGACAAAGUAUGCAAAUCCAGCCAUCCCGUUCAAGCACUCGAUUUCGCUGAUCGGUCGGAGUGUGAGGUCGUGCUGCAAUUGAUCCAGGACCAUGCCUCUUCCUUGCAGUAUGUGCACAUGGCGCCGCCUCAGGAAACUUGUUUGGCGGCCCGGAACAAGGAAGAGGACCAGCCCAUCUGCAAGGUUUGUGGAUUCAUGAGUGAUUCGACUUUCGAUGAUUUGUGCGAGGUACUUUGGAUAGGCAUUCCCCGUACCCCGUCGGACUUCGUGCAGCAAGCAGUGUUGGCAGGCCACCCUAAAAGGAUACUCGAGGCUCAGAUCGAUGAACGAACCAAGCUCCUUGUGGAUAACCUCUUGAAUGGACGGGCGGCUCACGAGGACCUGGGGAAAUCGCGACUAGCCGAGUGGAGCAAGAUCGCUAAGGAACUUGAGCCUGUGGAGGAACAAGCUCGGAAAUCAUUGGACCCUUUGGUGAGCAAGAUCCUUGGUGGGAAGAGAACCUUCCUACUUGAGCGGUUGCUCGCCGACUCGUCCUUCCCGGACCAAUCCUUAGUCCCCGACCUUAGGAAGGGUUUUCCGCUGACCGGAUGGAUGCCUAGGAAUGCCGCUACGCUGGCCAGGGUAUCCUCUCAGGCGGUCGAUGCUGUCGCUGAGAAGGCUUGGUCCGAAACUCUUGAGGAACAGCAGAAAGGCUGGCUGUUCGAAGACCCGGAUCCGGACCUUUCGUCGAUCCUACUGGCCCGAAGGUUCGGCAUCGUCCAAGGUGCCAAGACUAGGGUAAUAGACGAUGGGAAGGCAGCCGGAAUCAAUCAGACCGUUGGAUUGCCCGAACGUUUUAGGCUGCACAACAUUGAUUUCAUCUCGGCCUUCCUCGUCUGGGCCAUGAUGGACCCACGAGCUAAAGGGAAGCAGGUGUCGGGGAAAACUAUUGAUUUAAAAUGGGCGUACAAGCAAUACGCCGUCGAUCCCUCAGACCGAGAAAUCUUCAGAAUCAUCGUGCUUGACACUUGCUCGAGGAAACCCAAAUUCUUCGGAGCGGCAGCGCUCCCCUUCGGAACGACGGGGUCAGUGGCUGGUUUUCUCAGAACAUCUGCAGCCACGUGGCACAUCGGCUCAGCCCUGCUGGGCCUUUCUUGGUGCAACUAUUUCGACGAUUUUCCUCUUUUCAGUUUGGACGAGCAUUGCCCUUGCGCCGAGUCCUGUGCGGAAGCCCUGCUUGACAUCCUUGGAAUAACGUUCGCCAGGGAAGGAAAGAAAGCCACCGAAUUCUCCAAGCAAUGUCGGGCCCUUGGUCUGAUCAUAGAUCUGAGUGAGUUCGGACAAGGAGUCGUGUACAUCAAGCACACGCCCGAGCGUAUUCAGGAAUUGAGGCAGACCCUCACACACAUUCUUGAAUCCGGCUUGCUUGAGUCGUCGGAGGCUGAGGCCCUUCGAGGCAGACUCCACUGGUUCAGUUCUUUCCUUUUCGGCCGCCGGCCUUGCCAAGCCUUGAGAGUGUUAGGUCUUAGGGCUAAAGGUUUAGAUAGGGGUAAGAAGCUGAGCAGUGACCUUCGUGAUGCUCUCACGUACCUGCGUGAUCGAGCUCUGGAGUCGCCACCUGUGCAGCUCACUCCUGAUAUCAAAGAAACCUUUUACGUUUUCACUGACGGAAGCCUCGAAGGAGAUGUAGCCGGCGUGGGCGGCAUCUUGUACGACCCACUCGGUAAACCUCUUUCGUUCUUUGCAGCCAGCCUUCCGAUUGACGCUUUGAACAGACUCAAGGAAACUUCGAGCCACCCAAUCUAUGAGGUGGAGCUGCUGGCCAUCUGGGCCGCCUUGAAGCUGUGGAUGAGCCGACUCACCCGUUGCCUUGUAGUGAUAUACUUGGACAACGAAGCUGCAAAAGGAGCUUUGGUUUCCGGGAAGUCGUCCACUCUUCCUGGUCAGUCCAUAGUGAGUUCGGUCCUUGACUUGGAGGACUCAGCAAGGAUCCGGCCGUGGUAUGGCCGAGUGCCAACCAGCUCUAAUCCAGCAGAUGAGACAAGCACGACGGGUUUGCAUGUCUCGUCGGCUAAUGCAAUCGGAUUUUUGACCUACAUCCUGCGUGCUUGCGUGCAGCGAAAGCUUGUUGUUGCGCUCCACCACGAAUGUUUUUCCAUGGCGAACCUCAGCAAAUCGUUGAAAGAGUUCGCCGACGAUGUGCCUGUGCAGAGGACACGCAGCGGCACGAGCCAGCUCUUCAAGAUGUAUGUCGUGCCUGCAGAAAUUCUGGUGCAGAUGAGCGAGAUGAAGGACCAUGAGGCGCUAAUAGCCGAAGAGAUCCUCGUGGUCUUUGAUGAAAGCAUGGGGCAGGCGAUGUUCGUGUCGCACCAGUGGGCGGGGAUUGGACACCCAGAUCCCUCUAUGAAGCAGUUCCGUGUACUGCAGGACGCUUUGAAAGGCUUUCUGCACGGAAGAGCGGACGUUCCCGCAAGCCUCAGCAUAGAGCUGUACCUCGGUGAUGGCACUAAGAUCACAGGGGCGGAGAUCGCAUCGAAGCCGCUGUUCAUUUGGUACGACUAUUUCUGCUGCCCACAAGCUUCCGAUCAGACGGAGCAUCGCAGAAAAGCCAUCAUCAGCAUUCCGUACUACAUCGAGAAUUGCCGCUAUUUUGCCAUUCUAUGUCCGCAUGUGCGCCAUGAGGAGCAUGACACGCUUUUGAACAAGCACACUUGGGCUGAACGAGGUUGGUGUCGCUUGGAGCAGGUUUGUAAGGAGUUCAGCAUCCAGGAUGCCAGCUGCGACUCCAUCGACAUUCAGAGUAGCAUCUUUCAGACGCGAGCUCCAAGCUACAACUGGAUCAAGCAGCCAGUGGGAGAAGGCUUCUUCACAGUCGAUGCAGACCGCCAAAGGAUCGCUCCGGUCUUGCGGGACAUGGUGAGCACGAAGAUGACGUCGUAUCUUCUGAAAGCGAAGUUCCACGACUAUCGUCUCUUGCUGAAUCUCCAGCCGGUACACUUCCGAGGAUUACCUCUGAAUCCAAUUGACGACCUGAUUCCAGGUUGUCAGUCAGAUGAGCAGGAUCCCGCAGCUUUCAUCCUCGCCCAGUUCAUGCACCAGAAUGGCUUCGUGAGCUACACAGAGCAUACUUCGGAGGGUUGGGCUCCCAUCUCCUACGCUGCUCUCUCAGGGAACCCGAUGCUCAUCUCGGCGUUGCUGGAGCAGAAGGCAGAUCCCAAUGAGUGCACGGCGAUGCCGGAUUCUCCCUGCCAGUUUGCUGCCAAGACUCCAUGCUUGGUGAUCUGUGCCUUCUUGAAACACAAUCAUGCGCUCCGAAUGCUCUUGGCCUUCAACGCAGACUUGACUGCAAAGGACGGGUACGGUGCAACGGCUCUGCACUGGGCUGCUGCAGGAAACAAUGCUGAAGGAAUUCAGAUCCUUCGCAGGGCAGGCUGUGACUGCGCAGUCCAGGUCCCCAACAUGCUGGGCUACUCCCCGUUCGCGAUGGCCUGUGCCGGAGGUGGACUGGAAGCCAUCAAGGAGCUUUUGUCCGCAGUGUCGCAGAAGGAGCUCACCUGCGGAUUGCAUGCAGCACUCCUCCAGGGCGGCGGCUCGGCGGCGGUGGUUGCCGAGCUGAUCCAGGCGGGAGCUGACGUCAACGGCCAGCUCUCCGUCCCUCUUCUCAGCCCAUUCGGGGUGAUCUUCGCAUAUCUGAGCCUCCGCCACCUCUUCUGCCGAACGCAUCUCAGCGCCUAUGCGUACCAUCACCACCGAGCGAGUCCUCUGAUGUGCAGCCUCCUCAGCUCCUCCUUCGAUGCGGCCGCCGUUCUCCUCGCCGCCGGUGCGCGCUGCGACCUCGAGAACUCCCGAGGUUACACUGCACUCGAUCUCGCCAAAGAGACCUCAGCACCAGAGUUCAUCACUGCAGCGCUUUCCGGGCAACCGACUGCUUGUGAGGCACUUGUCAAGGAGCAUCUACACAAGGUCUGGAUAAGCACGUAA